Messenger RNA from Sphenostylis stenocarpa, 1512 nucleotides. The record is from the annotation of a GenBank genome assembly. Lineage: Eukaryota; Viridiplantae; Streptophyta; Magnoliopsida; Fabales; Fabaceae.
AUGGAUGAAGAUAGCAGCAAUUCUUGGUUAAGGAGGACCAAAUUCUCCCACACAGUGUGUCAUCGGUUGGAUUAUUCCAGUUCCAGAUUAGGGUCUUUCAGCAUUCAGCCAAGGACACAGCACAGUUCCAGUCUGAAUUUAAGGCCAGGAGUAACUUUUGUUUCCAAGGCCUCCUCACAGGUUCAGAAGAAGCCCAUGAUGAGCAAGCAGAGAUCUUUGUCCCCUUUGCCUGAAACCUCUCUCUCUGAAUCCUUCAAGGAAGCUAGACAUGAGCAGAAGAGGUUCUCCACACCUGGUCCAAGGAGGAAAGAGCAUGAUAAGAGAAUCAUGGGGAAGUUACUGAGCAAGGAUUCUCAUGAGUCCAAUUCUAAAUCACCUUACAGCAAUCCAAUGACUAAAUCCCCUUACAGCAGUCCAAUGACCAAAUCCCCUUACAGCAGUCCAAUUAGGCACCUUGCUUCGAUGAAAGUAAGUGACAAAUCCAAGCAGCGCAAGGAUUCAGGAUGGACAAAGUAUUUUGACCAUGGAGGAGGAAAGGUUACUGCUGUGGAAACAGCUGAGGAAUGGAAUGUUGACCUCUCUAAGCUCCUUGUUGGUGUAAGGUUUGCUCAUGGGGCUCACAGUAGGCUUUACCAUGGCAUGUAUAAGGAUGAACCUGUGGCUGUAAAAAUUAUCAGGGUACCAGAUGAUGACGAAAAUGGAAUGUUGGCUGAUCGUUUAGAGAAACAAUUCAUUAGAGAAGUGACACUUUUAUCUCGUCUCCACCAUCAAAAUGUUCUGAAGUUCGUGGCAGCAUGCAGAAAACCACCUGUCUAUUGUGUUAUCACAGAGUAUCUAUCAGAAGGUUCCUUGAGGUCAUAUAUGCAUAAGUUGGAGAGAAAAGCUAUUCCUCUAGAGAAGCUAAUAGCUUUUGCUCUGGAUAUUGCUCGUGGAAUGGAAUAUAUACACUCUCAAGGUGUCAUUCACCGAGAUCUUAAACCGGAGAAUGUCCUUAUUAAUGAAGACUUUCACCUUAAAAUUGCUGAUUUUGGCAUUGCUUGUGAGGAAGAAUACUGUGAUUUAUUUGCUGAUGACCCUGGUACCUACCGCUGGAUGGCACCUGAGAUGAUCAAACGAAAAUCCUACGGGAGAAAGGUUGAUGUAUAUAGUUUCGGGCUUAUCUUAUGGGAAAUGGUGACUGGAACUAUACCAUAUGAGGAUAUGACUCCCAUCCAGGCUGCUUUUGCGGUAGUAAAUAAGAAUUCAAGGCCAGUUAUUCCUUCAGACUGUCCUGCUGCCAUGCGAGCACUAAUCGAGCAAUGUUGGUCUUUGAAUCCGGACAAGAGACCUGAGUUCUGGCAGGUUGUCAAGGUAUUAGAACAGUUUGAAUCUUCGAUUGCUCGUGAUGGAACCCUGACUCUGGUGCAAAACCCUUGUUGUCAAGAUCAUAAGAAGGGGCUUCUCCAUUGGAUUCAAAAGCUUGGUCCUGUGCAUCAAAACAAUGGCCCUGUGCCUAAACCCAAAUUUACAUGA